Molecule: messenger RNA, 885 nt
Organism: Trematosphaeria pertusa
Lineage: Eukaryota; Fungi; Ascomycota; Dothideomycetes; Pleosporales; Trematosphaeriaceae
Exons: 4
Coding region: 1-885 (294 amino acids)
Biological process (GO): malate transmembrane transport
Cellular component (GO): membrane
Molecular function (GO): malate transmembrane transporter activity
Source: RefSeq, a predicted model, not a curated record
AUGCCGCUCCAGUCGCCUCGAGCACCAAAUUCCCAGGACCAGGUUCCGCAACGCGAAACUGGGAUAUGUCGACAUUCUCCGAGCGCGGCUCUGAAUUUAGGACACCCGCACGAGUCGUUCUUCUUCGGCACCUUCUGGGUCAGCAUCGCGCUCAUCCUCUACUCUAUUCAGGAAUAUGGCGUCCCCUCAAGUGGGCCCUGGCUCGUGAAAGCGCUGGAAGUGCUCUUCUGGAUGUACGCUGCCUGCGUGCUGCUUGUCGCCGUCUUUCAAUACCACGUCAUCUUCGACGAGGAGAAGCUGCCUGUGGUGGACGCGAUGCCCGCAUGGAUUCUUCCCAUGUACCCACUCCUCGUGCUCGGGCCGCUAGCUGCUGUGUUGGAGUACAACCAGCCAAGGACUGCAUACACCGCGAAUACGCUUGUUGCGCUGGGUAUCCAAGCUCCCAAAGUCAUUCCCGCUGACUAUCUCGGCAUAACCUCCGUCCCCACUGGAGACCUCUGGAAAGGCAUUGGUGUCCCCGCCGGCAUCUUCAUCUGGCUCCUCGCCUUCUGGUUCUUCGCGCUAUCCACUGUUAGCGUGCUCUUUACUCUACCGCACCUGCAUUUCACGAUGAACUGGUGGGCCUUCAUCUUCCCGAAUGUCGGAAGCAAGGGCAUAAAAGGCAUUUGCUCGGCUCUGACGAUUUUACUAGUGGCUAUGUGGAUCUUCGUGGCGCUGAUGAAUGUUCGAGCGGUGUGGAGGGGCGACAUCCUCUGGCCCGGCAUGGAUGAGGAUAUGGAAGACGUUGAAGGACACGGGCAUGAUGUGGAGGACGAGGAGCUACGGGAGACAGAAAGGAGCGGACGGGGUAAUCGCACUCCAAGAGAAGAUGUGACGUGGGUUUGA